Messenger RNA from Geodia barretti, 705 nucleotides. Lineage: Eukaryota; Metazoa; Porifera; Demospongiae; Tetractinellida; Geodiidae. The record is from the annotation of a GenBank genome assembly.
AUGGACAACGCCAUUGUCCGCGCCACCGGCAUCCACAAGACCUACGACACAGGCAAGAUCCAGGUCAACGCCCUCCGUGGAGUGGACCUGUCCGUCGGUCGUGGCGAGAUGGUCGCCAUCAUGGGACCCAGCGGAUGCGGCAAGACCACCAUGCUCAACUGCCUUUCCGGUCUCGAUGACGUCGACUCAGGGCAGGUCAUCGUCGACGGUGUCGUCCUCCACGACCUGCCCGACGACGAGCGCAGCGACUAUCGAGCCCGGAACAUGGGGUUCGUGUUCCAGCUCUACAACCUGCUUCCUGUGCUGACGUCCGUUGAGAACGUGGAGAUGCCCCUGCUCCUGUCCGGCGUGGGCGCCACUGAGGCGCGGCGCCGCUCGAUGGGCAUGCUGGACCGCGUCGGACUGGCGGACCGUGCCAGUCACCUGCCUGCGGAGCUCUCGGGCGGACAGCGCCAGCGCGUUACCAUCGCCCGUGCGCUGGUCAACCAACCGUCAAUCAUCUGGGCUGACGAGCCAACCGGCGACCUGGACAGCGAGACCACUGGCGAGAUCAUGGAUCUGAUCCUCGAGCUGAACCGCUCCAACCUUCAGAGCUUCAUCCUCGUGACUCACUCCGAGGAGGUGGGGCGAAUGGCGCACCGCAUCGUCCGCAUGAGGGAUGGAGUAAUCGUGGACGACGGAUUCCCGAACAACCCCACCAACUAG